AUGAUUGGAAUUGGGGUGGGGGACCGUGCCAAUGUCCGGUCCGUCCCCAGCGACGGCCCGAAAAUCAUCCAGGCGCCUAAGGCGCCCAGUAGCCGUACCGGGCAGGAGAGGCCCACAGCCACCACUCCCAGGAUAGCAACGCAUCCACCCCGCAGGGGGCCCGUCGGAGGAAUGCGGGGGGAAAGCCCCCCCCACCCAGGGUCGACCCGAGGGGGCCGGCGGCGACAAGACCACGGACAGAGGCCGAACCACCCCACACCCAGGCAGGCCGCAGAGGCCCAGGGUCUCCGCACCCAGAGCCCGCCAGCGCCCAAGGGCAGGGCCAGCCCACCACCGGGGGGAGCAGAGCCCCCCCAGACCGUCCACCAGGGAGGCACGGCCAGAUACCCACCACCGUCACCCCCACCGCCCCCCAGAAGCCGACCGCACCCCCCCUCCCACCCCAGCCCACCGGUGAUUGAUUUGGAGGGCCAUAUGUCCCAUUCCCACUCACCCCCGGCCAAGAAGGGAGCAACCCGUCCAGGCCAGGGACACGCCAUGGCAUCCCAUGAGCGCCGCCGGGGUGGAGGACCAGAUACCCCCACACCCGACCAGAAGACCCCGGCCCCGCCCACAGCCCAGGAACAGUCCAGACCAGGCCCACGCUCCACCCCAUCUCCUACCCCAAGGGUCCCCAAAGCAAGGCGCCCCCCCGCGUGCCCCCCACCAUGCCCCCCCCAAGGGACGGAGGACGCACAAGUCCGCUCCAGAGCGCAGCAGGAGCACAGCAGCGUGUACCGCCCCGCCACCCCGGAGGGCAGAACCCAGGGAGGAUCACCCCCCCCCCACUAUGGGCCAACCCCACCCCCCAGCGCCCCGCAGGCCCCAGCGUACAGAGACCCAGACCCCCUACCCCCACCCGCAGUGCGGCGCCAGCCCAGCCCCAGCCCACGGCCCACCACCCCCAACCCCCACGGGCCCCCCAGGCCAAGGUGGCAGCCCCCCCACAAAUCCACCCCGACCCCCGUAGGGCAGACCCACAGCCACCGAGGGACGGUAGACCCAGGGCCACCAACCCACACAGACCACCAGACAUCCCCAGUCCCCCAGAUGCACGGCCCGCAACACCACGGACCGACCAGGGAAGACACAGUCACCAACCCGCCCUAG
Molecule: messenger RNA, 1149 nt
Organism: Solea senegalensis (Senegalese sole)
Lineage: Eukaryota; Metazoa; Chordata; Actinopteri; Pleuronectiformes; Soleidae
Product: proline-rich protein HaeIII subfamily 1-like
Exons: 3
Coding region: 1-1149 (382 amino acids)
Source: RefSeq, a predicted model, not a curated record